Molecule: messenger RNA, 330 nt
Organism: Plasmodium coatneyi
Lineage: Eukaryota; Apicomplexa; Aconoidasida; Haemosporida; Plasmodiidae
Exons: 4
Coding region: 1-330 (109 amino acids)
Biological process (GO): translation
Cellular component (GO): mitochondrial large ribosomal subunit; ribosome
Molecular function (GO): structural constituent of ribosome
Source: RefSeq, a predicted model, not a curated record
AUGAAUACCCUCAUGAAGUUUAUGUACAUCCCCAAAGCUCACUUUAACAUUUAUAAUGAGUAUCUGAACGCCUAUAGGAAGAAAAUCAACCGAAUCCCUUUUUACAUACGGAGAACGGCAUCCGAUAAUUUGCCCGUUUUUCUCAAGUACAAAAAUAAUAAGAACCUCGUCGUCACGGUCAUUCGGAAGAUAAAAGGAAACAAAGAGCUUUUAAAAAGGGAGAUCGAGUCCAUUUGCAACAGCAACGUUAUUGAGAAAACGGACUGCUGGCUAAUCAAGGGGAAUCAUAAGAAGAAAAUAAAAGACUAUUUUAAAUACAUUGGCUACUAA